CAUUUGAAAAGAUCUGGUAAUACAUCAGCUCAGUGAUCUAUUUGGCCGUGUGUGUGCGUCAACCUGCUGAUUGCAAAACUGCAGCCAAUCAGGCCACCGCAAGCGCUCUGCAGGCGCGUGCUUGACCUUGUGCGUACAGGAUUAUUUGAUGGGGGACUGACGUCUGGUUUGUUUUCAGACUUGAUCGUGCCACUUCUUUUUAGCAUUUUACCACCUCCUUUGAUCAACAAUGUCGCAUGCUGGUGCACAAAAGGGCAGUCCUCUGACACUGGUGCUGAUGGUUGCUUCUGCAUCCAUUGGAGGGACUCUUCAGUAUGGAUAUAACCUUGCAAUAAUGAAUGCUCCCACAACCUUUAUCCAAACUUUUAUCAAUGAAACAUUCUUGGAGCGAUGGGACGUCCAGUUGGAGGAAUACCAGGAAGAAGUGCCUGCUGCUGAACAACAUUUUUCUCAUGACUGCUGCACUCUUAGCAUUGACGAGUAGAACCGCCAGAUCUUUUGAGAUGAUCAUGAUCUCACGUGUCCUGGUUGGAAUAAAUGCCGGUAUCAGCAUGAAUGUGCAGCCCAUGUAUUUUGGAGAAAGUGCACCAAAGCACUUAAGAGGAGCUGUCUCUUUGUCAUCAGCUGUGUUUACAGCAUUCGGUGUCGUGUUAGGACAGGUGGUCGGACUCAGAGAGAUUUUGGGCAGUGAGCCGUGUUGGCAGUACCUUCUUGCCAGUAAUGCCAUUCCUGGACUCAUUCAGCUCUUGACCCUGCCAUGGUUCCCAGAGAGUCCCAGAUAUCUGCUCAUUGAUAGAGGAGACAAGGAGGCUUGUAUUAAUGCUCUGAGACGCCUGCGAGGCUGUGAGGUCCAGAGUAGCGAGCUGGAUGAGAUCCUGCAGGAACAGGCUGAAACCAAAGGAAUGAGGGCGAGCCACCCCUGGGAGCUUUUUACUGAUCGCUCUGUACGCUGGCAGCUCAUCUCUGUCAUGAUCAUUAGCAGUGCCAUGCAGCUCUGUGGCAAUGACUCGAUUUACUUCUAUGCAUCAUAUGUGUUUAAAGAGGCUGGAAUAUCAGAUGACAAAAUCCAGUAUGCUACAGUCGGCACCGGGACAUGUGAAUUCACAGCCUGUAUAAUGUGUAACCUGCUGGUAGAGCGCAAAGGUCGGAGGUUCAUGCUGGCAGGAGGCUUCACCCUCAUGACCUUCUGGGCUGUCGUCUUCACGAUUGCUCUGUCGUUUGAGCACCAUAUAACCUGGAUGUCGUACCUGAGCAUGGCCUGUGUCUACACCUAUAUUCUCAGCUUUGGCAUGGGACCAGCUGGAGUGACUGGCAUUCUUCCCACAGAGAUCUUCAAUCAGGCAGCUCGGCCGGCAGCCUACAUGAUUGCUGGCUCCAUGAUGUGGCUCAACCUGUUCGUCGUUGGAAUGAUCUUCCCAUUUUUAGUAAGCGGGCUGCGUGAGUACUGCUUUGUGCCUUUUGCAGCGAUCUGCCUGUUGUCUGCACUGUAUGUUGGCCUUUUUCUGCCUGAGACCAAGGGGAAGUCUCUGUCAGUCAUCAUGCAUGAAUUUCACAGGCUCAAUUUCAAAGGCCAGGAAAACCAUUUUGAAGCUCAAACCAAACCUCAGUAUCAGCUGGGCGAAGUGUGUCUUUCCACAGCCUUGUAGACAAACAUUUUCUCCAGAAACAUGCAGUCACACCCAGUGCAUGCCUCACUUUGACCUGGUCUGCAUCAGCGGGAAGAAGUUUUGUGGUUUGGGAGCAGCUUUCAUAUCAUUGAAACAUACAUAAAUCCCCUUUAAAUAUUAUCUGAAAUGUUUUUCCUGUGAGGAAAAUGGCAAUUUAAAGAAUUUAUCUUUGACUUUUUCACAUUAUGCUUUAUGUCAUUGAUUGAUGUGAGACAAGUCAUUAAAACGACUUUAUAUUAAGUGUACUGUAAUAAGGUAUAAAUCAUCGUUUCCACAGAAAGUCAUAUUUUUGUUAUUAGACAGAGCUGGAGACCUAAGACCUGUUUCAGCAAAUUAAACAAAAUGCAUUUUUAAGAUGUUUUGUUGUUUCUUAUUAUUAAUAAAUAAAAACAGAGAUGAUGACAAAAAAAGGUCACCACACUGACAUCCUGAAUAAAACCCGUGGUCCUUUCAAUUCCUGAAAGUAGACUGCUUCUUACAUUAUCCUUUCAGCUGGGAGGUGAAAUGCAUUUUAUGCUGAAUUUUUAUGCUUGUGACACAUAGUCCAGAAACACAACAAAGUUAUAACAAUACACAACAGACCAGACAACUGCAGUACAAGAAGUUAGAGCACUGGAAAUAUAAAUGUGCAUCUGGAUGAAAACAGAAUACAGGAGGAAGAAAAUCAAACGAUCCAACAAUACGAAACACAAAGUGGUGGUAGUGUGUGGUAGAAAUGACCACAGUGGUUACUUUUUUCUUCACAUAGUUAUCAUUAUUAGUAGUCUGACUGUCUAUACUUUGAACUUUGUUAAAGACUGCACAACACUUUAUAUUAAAGAAAA
Molecule: messenger RNA, 2491 nt
Organism: Oreochromis aureus
Lineage: Eukaryota; Metazoa; Chordata; Actinopteri; Cichliformes; Cichlidae
Gene: slc2a11a
Product: solute carrier family 2 member 11a
Exons: 12
Coding region: 339-1646 (435 amino acids)
Biological process (GO): monosaccharide transmembrane transport
Cellular component (GO): membrane
Molecular function (GO): hexose transmembrane transporter activity
Source: RefSeq, a predicted model, not a curated record